UACUUCGGGUAGAGAGCCACCUCCCUAGAGGCUACAGCUAAAUAGCAACCCAAUCCCGAGAAUCGCUGACGCAACAGGUAGGGCACGGUGGGACCCAUGACUCUCAUUGAGAUUCGCGAUAAAGAAACUGAGUCUCGGUGUGGGGCCAUCGGCCACCUGAUGUGAUAGAGGGAUACCUGCCCCGCCUUCUCUUGCGCUCUCUCUCUCUCUCUCUCUUGAGUGAAGUAGUGCAGUGUAACAGUCACUGUUACGAAACCCUUCCCUUUGUUUCUUGUCAGUAAUUGCUGUUGCUCUGGCGGAAAACGUAUCAUGAUUUUCGUGCGUUAUUGACUUCAUCAGUUCGUUACUUUUCUUUUAAUCUAAGCAACGUUCGUUGCGGAGAUUGUUACCGAGUUGCGAUUCUGCGAAUGAGCGAGAAGGGAUGGAAAACUGAUAUUUGGUUGUUCUAUUGCCAAGAAAUUGAAAAUGUGGAUGCACCUCUGCAGUCAUGACCAAUGCAACUGCCUCCACGUCCACGCUGGACAAUUUGCUCUCAGUCCAAAAUACUAAAUCAAUAUAAACGCUCCCCAUUUCAAGUUCUAGGAUUCAGAAGAAAUGGGCACACUCAGUCUCUUAAAUUUCUAAUUUGCUUCACAGUUUGUGAGGCUUUUGGGAGUGUGUAAUCUUGGCCAAGAUGUUAUCGGCCUAUGGCUUAAUAAACUACUUGGUAACCCACUUGGAUCUGCCACUGCCAGUUAUGAGGAAAUGGAUGUAAUGCUGCAAAAGAAAGGGAACCUCACUUGCACCACACUCUGGCAGCUAAAAAUAUGCUUGUGAAGUGUGAUGAUGUUUAAUAGCCUGCCAUCAGACACAAUUUGUUGAGGAGUAUUUGGAAUCUUUUGGGGAUUAUGGGAUACAGUUUAGAGCUGAAAAGUAGUUCAAGGCAGCAUCAAACCUCAAAAAUAGUGAAGGAGAAGUUCCAAUCACCCCAAGCAAAUCAAAGUCUAAAGUUUCAAGACAAGUUUAAAGUAGAAAAUUCUAUUGGUGAUCUGCAUACAAUAGUACGACAGAAUGUAAAUGAAGGAUCUUUGUUCCAACGGAAAUUUUCUGCUGGUCACCAAAAGCAGCACACCAGUAGGAAGGCAACUAAAGAUGAUGAGCUUGUCAAGCACAUGUCAAAUUUGCCAGGUUAUCUCCAGCGCAUUGAAAAAGGAGAAAACCUUCAAGAAAAGGCUUUGAAUUUUGGAGUUCUUGAUUGGGAGAGCUUAGAAAAAUGGAAGCAUAACCAGAAGCAUGUGCCAGAAAGAGGCAGCACAAAUGCAUCAUCCACCGGUUGUAAUUCAUCAUUGGUUUCGUCAAUUGGAUCAUCUACCUUGUCUAGUAGAGAUCAGAAUGGGACUCGCAUUCGUCACAGUAAGCAACACUUGUCACCUUGUUCUAAUAUUAGUUCAUCUCAUAAGGGAGAUCUUUCUCAAGGUGCCAAACUAGCCCGAGGGAAGGUUACAUGCCUUAAAGAUUUUGAAACUUCACCAAAUAGCAACUUGGGUAGGCAGCGAAAACUCCACUAUACAGACAAGCCUUUUAGCAGAAGUUAUUCGGAGACAUUGCGCAAGAAAAAGGAUGUAGAUCAAAAGAUGUCAGAAAUGGGGACUUCAUCGUCAAACCUGAGAAAGCAUGGGGUUUCAUUGAGUUCAAAGAAACAGAUGAGUAGUUCAGAAGCUGAAAUUGAGAAGAGAGUUGAAGUGUCAGAAGAAUCAGAUUCUGAUCUUGCUCGCAAACAUUGCUCAGACAAGCAUAAGAACAUUGUUCUCCUUUUACCCACUAAUCUCCCUCAAAACAGUUCUUCAGAGGCAUUUCAGCUCCCAGAAGGCAGAAAAUUAUUUGAUGAAAAAUCAACAGUAAAUUUUCCAAAACGCAUUUCAGGUGACUUUUCUCCUGAGAAGAUUCACUCAGUGGGACUCCCUUCUGAAAUUCCACACUCUUGUCCACUGCCCUGUAGAGAGGAGUUGUACACCAAGUCAGAUAUGAAACCACAAUCCAUGAACAUCACUCAGGGAAUGGAGCUUCCAUCUAAUGCAUGUCACAUGUCUCCAUGUUCAAGAGAGAAACCAACCAUGCAAUCUGAAGGCAGGUCAGAAACAAAACCUAUGAAUUCAGCUGUAAUCGAGAUGUCCAAAAAACAGGACCUGGAAACUGCCAAAGGAAGAAAUCCGUCACCUAAUCGCCGGUUUACCCUUGGCCUAGCUAGGAUGAGCAGAAGCUUCAGUUUUAAGGAGGGCUCUGCUCUUCCACAAUUGAGCUCUACAUAUGUUACAGUCAGGUCUGGUCCGGCAAAAUCUGAAUCUUCUGCUUGUUCAGUUAACUCAAGCAGAGAAAAGGCAAAUGCUAAUAGCAGAGCCAGGUCGAGCCCUUUAAGAAGGUUACUGGACCCGCUACUGAGACCCAAGGCAGCAAACCUACUCCAAUCUGCUGAGACUGUCCAGGCAUUGGAAGGAAGCUUAUGUAGACCUUUAGACUUCUGUGAAUCUCUUCAUAAUGAGAAGCAUGAGGCAUCAACAAUCCAAGCCGUUUUGCAACUUACAAUGAAGAAUGGACUCCCUUUGUUUAAAUUUGUGGUCAACAACAAAAGCACAAUUCUUGCUGCCACUGUGAAAGAACUAACUGCAUCUGGGAAGGAUGAUUCGAGCUGGAUUUACACAUUUUACUCUGUUCAUAAAAUUAAAAAGAAGAGUGGAAGCUGGAUGAGUCAAGGUAGCAAAGGGAACAGUUCUAGUUAUGUCUAUAAUGUGGUGGGUCAGAUGAAUGUUUCCAGCUCUCAUUUCACAGAGUCUGAACAGAACCUCAAGAACCAAUACACAGUGAAAGAGUCUGUCUUGGUUGGUGUUGACCUAAGACAAGGAAAAGAGGAAACACCGGAGUUUAUGCCAAACAGGGAGCUUGCAGCCAUUGUCAUCAAAAUUCCAAUUGAGAACUUGAACCAUGGAGGGGAUAGCAAUAAAAAUAAAGAUCUAAUGGGGAAAGGAUUCAAAGAAUGUUUGCCUGAAGAUAGAUGCUCUUGUAAAUUAGGAGAAAAUGGGGAUCCUUGUAGCACCACUGUCAUACUUCCAAGUGGUGUGCAUGGGUUGCCCAGUAGAGGAGCACCUUCACCUUUGAUUGAUCGAUGGAAGUCUUCUGGAUCAUGUGAUUGCGGAGGUUGGGAUAUUGGUUGCAAACUUCAAAUUCUCACCAGCCAAGAUCACUGUUGUUGGACUUCAAGAUUGCCCAACCAUUGCAAUGCCACAAAUCGUUUUGAUCUUUUUGUUCAGGGAGGAGGGUAUCAAGAAAAGAAGCUCAUCUUCAGCAUGGUGCCAUUCAAGGAGGGAAUUUACUCGGUUGAAUUCAAUGCAACAAUCUCUCUGAUACAGGCAUUCUCCAUUUGCGCAGCAGUUACAAGCCAACAAAAAUCACCUGUUCUCUCAGAAGCCAUUAUGUCAGAAGCAGGACUUUCGGAGGAACCCAUUCCAGAUGGAUGUGAUGGAGUAAAGACUCCCACUCUCCUCAAAGGGGAUGCUGGUUCAAAGUUUGUCCCAUAUCCUCCCCUCUCUCCUGUUGGAAGAGUCUAGUCCCAUGGUUGCAAACAGCAAUUGGAGGAAGACAACAUUUGUGCCCGUUUAAGACCCUUUAAGCAUAGUGGCAGACAACAUUUGUGCCCGUUUUAGUUUUGUAACUUCUGUAGUAUCAGCGGUAAGACAAUCCAUGUAUGUACCAAAUAAAGGCAAUACAACAUAUAACAUCAGCA
This is a messenger RNA of Vitis vinifera (wine grape), 3757 nucleotides long. RefSeq lists its product as uncharacterized. The coding region runs from base 888 to 3581 and encodes 897 amino acids. Lineage: Eukaryota; Viridiplantae; Streptophyta; Magnoliopsida; Vitales; Vitaceae. The transcript has 5 exons. The record is from RefSeq and is a predicted model, not a curated record.